Messenger RNA from Anopheles funestus (African malaria mosquito), 2528 nucleotides. RefSeq lists its product as uncharacterized. Gene Ontology annotation, cellular component: plasma membrane. Lineage: Eukaryota; Metazoa; Arthropoda; Insecta; Diptera; Culicidae. The record is from RefSeq and is a predicted model, not a curated record. The transcript has 4 exons. Gene Ontology annotation, molecular function: oxidoreductase activity; copper ion binding. Gene Ontology annotation, biological process: iron ion transport. The coding region runs from base 162 to 2147 and encodes 661 amino acids.
UUCUUCCCAUUAACCGACAGGUCAGUGUUACAGUGAGUUCCCAUCGCAGUGCAUGGUCUCCCACUGUUCUGGGUUGCAUCGUUUGAAUAUUUCGUAUAAAAGCAUCUUUCAAACAUUUGUGUGUUUGUUCGGAAUUGUAAUUUAGAAUCAGGAUCAGUGCGAUGAUGAUUCUGCGAUCGGCAACGUUAGUGAUUCUUACUGUGAUAGUCGUGUGUGCCACGAGUGCAAGUGCUGCUCAGAGCUGGCUGCAAGCGUUACUUAAAUCAACGAACGGUACGCUCGAUGUACGCGCAUUUCCGGGCGAACAAUGUUUACGCCAGUGUGACGAAACACAGCCACGGAUCUGCUACUUUUCCUGGACGAUGGAACACUACCACGUGAUGGGACCUGCUUGCCGUAAUUGUGCUAAAGGUAAUCAUACCGACUGUUACCAUCCUGCUUGCAUAACAGCGGACGGUGUCGAACGGGGUGUGAUGAGCCUGAACCGCAACAUUCCCGGACCACCGAUCAACGUUUGUCAUAACGAUCUGAUCGUCGUUGAUAUGACGAAUGCAAUGGCAGGCACAUCGGCGUCUAUCCAUUGGCAUGGUCUUCAUCAGCGUGCUACACCAUACAUGGACGGUGUGCCCUUCAUUACGCAGUGUCCGAUCGGGUUUGGAAAUACCUUCCGGUACGCAUUCCUAGCCACCGAACCUGGAACACAGUUUUAUCAUUCACACUCCGGUCACCACAAGGUGAACGGACACUACGGAGCACUGAUUGUACGUGAGCCUCGAAAAGCCGACCCGAAUGGUGAUCUGUACCACUAUGAUACACCGGCACACGUGAUAGUGGGUUCCGAUUGGAUGCAUAUCGAUGGGGAGAUGUUUAUGCCGGGAUUACCAUCCGCUGGAGGUAUUAUGCCGAUCAAUCUUCUUAUAAACGGUCGCGGUCAAUUCUACGAUCGCAAGAAGAACGAAACCACCGAUGUCCCGCUGGAGGUGUAUACAGUGCGCCGCGGAGCAAGGUUCCGAUUCCGUUUCAUCAAUGCGGCUAGCCAUGUUUGUCCACUGCAGCUACAGAUCGAAGAUCACAUCAUGGAAGUGAUCGCUAGUGAUUCGUUCCAUCUGCAGCCCCGGAAAGUCGAUACGUUGAUCUCUACGUCUGGUGAACGAUACGAUUUCGUGUUGGAGGCAAAUGGACCAAAAGACACCUAUUGGGUACGUUUGCGAGCUCUUGGGCCUUGUGCUGAUCUAGAGCUGGAACAAUUUGCCGUACUACGAUACACCAGUGGACCGAAGGAAAAUGAUGCCUUCCCAAAUACUUCACCUCCACCAUACGAACAGCAAUUUCCUAAUGUUGCCACGGCUAACCACCCAAAUGCGACAUGCGGACGGCCAGAGUUUGGUGAUUAUUGUAUUACCGACUUCCAAGCAUACGACACAGACGAGAAUGUCAUCAACGGGACGCCAGAUCAUCAGCUUACGUUCGGUUUCGUUAACAGUCUCGUGACCUUUCAAAACAUGUUCGAGACACAUCCGUACGAGCACUUUAUGAAUAUCCAUGGCUCGGUGAUGCUUCAAGGUGCCAUUAACAACCUUAGUUUAUCGUACCCACCAUUCCCACUACUUACCCAACCCGAGGAAAUCGAUGAGAGCAUGUUCUGUGAUGAAAACACCCGUCCAGCUCGGUGUGCCGAUCGAAAGCUCUGCACUUGCACCCAUCGUGUCAAGAUCGAACUGGGCGAUCUCGUUGAACUGUACAUUCUCGAUCUAACACCUUCCGUCAACGAUCUUAACCAUCCUUUCCACCUUCACGGUUACCAAAUGUUUGUGAUGGAACUGGGACAGGAUCGACGGGUGCCAGUAACGUUCGAGAUCGCACAACAAAUUGCACGACAGCGCUUACUUCAGCGCAACACGGUCCUUCUUCCGCCACGGAAGGACACGGUCUCGAUACCGAGCCGUGGAUAUGCACGCGUACGCUUCCGUGCAAACAAUCCCGGCUUUUGGCUCAUGCACUGCCACUACGAAUGGCAUACCGCCGUCGGUAUGGCACUAGUACUGCAGGUAGGAGAAACAACCGAUAUGGUUAAGCCACCGGCAGGCUUCCCGAAGUGUAACAGCUACACACCCCCGGUAGAUCAGCUGCUUCAGGAAGCUUUGUGAAAAGUCGUCGAAUUUCAGUGUGGAUUAGCGUUGUGAUAGCAUAUACAUACAUAAAACACUAUUUAUUCUAGCUACUUGAUAUGGGCUCUGGAUGAGUCCGCUUAUCGAUCGCUGCUCAGCUGCAUUGAUCUAGUGUAAUAAAUUAUUUGAAGCAUCCUCAAGCACCCUGUGCACACUUUCUUUCAACCUUUGUUUGAAGAGGUUGAGAUUCCAAACAUACACCACUAAAAAAACACGGUUAGAAAGUAGCUCGAAUAUUUAUUUAGUGCAAUGUGAGAGAUGUACUAAGCAGGGAACUAUGGGCAGUGAUGUCUAGACUAAUGGUAUUGUUGUAUAGGUAGAAUUAUAUCUCAAUAAACUAGUCAUAUUUUAUCAGUAAAA